CCCCGCCGCGUCUCGGCCACCAUCGCCGAGGCGCCGCUGCUCCCACAGACGCUCGCGAGCCGCCCCCCGCGCUCCCAGCCUCCUCUUCCUCCCGCACGCCCGAGACGCUCGCCCGCCUCGGGUCUCGCCCCCGCCUCCGCCUCCCCCGUGCUCUUCCCUCGCUCGCCUCCCACACAGUCUCUGCCUCAUUUUCUCUUCUAGUUGAGGGGAAAAAAUCACCAUCAUCCUCAGGGAUCCCCUCGCCCUCAGAAAAACAAAACCAGACAUGCUCGUGGGCUCCCGCCCCUGAAGGACUGGCCGAGCGAGGAGCAGGGAGCUCGCGGAGACCGCCCCAGAGGUCACGGGAGGGAAGCCCCCGCAGCCCCCGGCCCUGUCCCCGCGGCCGGCCCCUCCUCGGCCCGAGCCCGGCGGUCCCCAGCCCCGCGGCCUCCCGCCCCGUCCCCCACUUUCCCGGGAGCCGGACGAACACACCUCCAUUGAUGGUGUAGCGCGUUCGGGGAAGAGCAUUGAGGUCAAGGACUCUUGAGCUUUUCCCUCAUUGUAUCUUCAGUUCCGAAGACCUGGCACCUAGAUAGUGUUUAGUAUAGAUCGUUGAACAAAUGAGAGAAGAUGUUGAGGAAGAUGAUACAGGACGGCAAAAGAUAAAUUACUGCGUUUUUGAAACGUUGGGGUAGUUGGAGUGGUUGGAUUUUCCCUGGAAUUGAGUGAGAAAUUCAGAAGACUGAAGCCCAGGCUUACUGUCUACCUUUCACGGAGGCCUAGCCGUGAGAGGACAGAAGAAGGCACGUGGCGAAUCAUGACAGCUGACAAAGACAAAGACAAAGACAAAGAGAAGGACCGGGACCGAGAUCGGGACCGAGAGAGAGAUAAACGAGACAAAGCAAGAGAGGGUGAGAAUUCAAGACCACGUAGGAGCUGCACCUUGGAAGGAGGAGCCAAAAAUUAUGCUGAGAGUGACCACAGCGAAGAUGAGGAUAAUGACAACAAUAGUGCCACCACAGAGGAGUCCACGAAGAAGAACAAAAAGAAACCACCGAAAAAAAAAUCUCGUUAUGAAAGGACAGACACCGGCGAGAUAACCUCUUACAUCACUGAGGAUGAUGUUGUCUACAGACCAGGAGACUGUGUGUAUAUCGAGAGUCGGAGGCCAAACACGCCAUAUUUCAUCUGUAGCAUUCAAGACUUCAAACUGGUCCACAACUCCCAGGCCUGCUGCAGAUCUCCAACUCCUGCUUUGUGUGACCCCCCAGCAUGCUCUCUGCCGGUGGCAUCACAGCCACCACAACAUCUUUCUGAAGCCGGGAGAGGGCCUGUAGGGAGUAAGAGGGACCAUCUACUCAUGAACGUCAAAUGGUACUACCGUCAGUCUGAAGUUCCAGAUUCUGUGUACCAGCAUUUGGUUCAGGAUCGGCAUAAUGAAAAUGACUCUGGAAGAGAACUUGUCAUUACAGACCCAGUUAUCAAGAACCGAGAGCUCUUCAUUUCUGAUUACGUUGACACAUACCAUGCUGCUGCCCUUAGAGGGAAGUGUAACAUCUCCCAUUUUUCUGACAUAUUUGCUGCUAGAGAGUUUAAAGCUCGAGUGGAUUCAUUUUUCUACAUAUUAGGCUACAACCCUGAGACAAGGAGGCUGAACAGCACCCAGGGGGAAAUUCGUGUUGGUCCUAGCCAUCAGGCCAAACUUCCUGAAUUGCAACCGUUCCCUUCUCCAGAUGGCGACACUGUGACCCAACAUGAGGAACUGGUCUGGAUGCCUGGAGUUAAUGACUGUGACCUCCUUAUGUACUUGAGGGCAGCAAGGAGCAUGGCAGCAUUCGCAGGGAUGUGUGAUGGAGGUUCCACAGAAGAUGGCUGUGUUGCAGCAUCUCGGGAUGACACUACCCUCAAUGCACUGAAUACACUACAUGAAAGUGGCUAUGACGCUGGCAAAGCCCUGCAGCGCCUGGUAAAGAAGCCUGUGCCCAAGCUGAUCGAAAAGUGCUGGACGGAGGAUGAAGUGAAACGCUUCGUUAAGGGGCUCAGGCAGUACGGCAAGAACUUCUUCAGAAUUAGAAAGGAGCUGCUUCCCAAUAAGGAAACAAUGCUGUACUCCCCGUGCUGGUGUCGAGGCCGCUGGUGCCUCCUUCGGACCGCAAGGCUCUGCAUUCUCGAGGACACGGUCCGGUUCCCCAAGCCUUCAGCUGGGGAGCUGAUCACCUUCUAUUACUACUGGAAGAAAACCCCCGAAGCAGCCAGCUCCCGGGCCCAUCGGAGGCACCGCAGGCAGGCCGUGUUCAGGAGGAUCAAGACCCGCACCGCAUCCACACCCGUCAGCACACCCUCCAGACCCCCCUCCAGCGAAUUCCUGGACUUGAGUUCAGCCAGCGAGGAUGACUUUGACAGUGAAGACAGCGAGCAGGAAUUAAAGGGGUACGCCUGCCGCCACUGCUUUACCACCACCUCCAAAGACUGGCACCACGGGGGCCGGGAGAACAUCCUGCUCUGCACAGACUGCCGCAUCCACUUCAAGAAAUACGGCGAGCUCCCCCCCAUUGAGAAGCCUGUGGACCCUCCCCCAUUCAUGUUCAAACCUGUCAAAGAGGAAGAUGAUGGGCUCAGUGGGAAGCAUAGCAUGAGGACUCGGCGCAGUCGUGGCUCGAUGUCUACACUGCGCAGUGGUCGAAAGAAGCAGCCAGCCAGCCCUGAUGGUCGCGCCUCGCCCAUCAAUGAAGAUAUCCGCUCCAGUGGCCGGAACUCGCCCAGCGCUGCCAGCACCUCUAGCAAUGACAGUAAAGCAGAGACCGUGAAGAAGUCAGCCAAGAAGGUGAAGGAGGAAGCCUCAUCCCCCCUUAAGAGCACCAAGCGCCAGCGGGAGAAGGUGGCCUCUGAUACAGAGGAGGCCGACAGGACCAGCUCCAAGAAGACGAAAACCCAGGAGAUCAGCCGGCCCAACUCGCCAUCGGAAGGCGAAGGAGAGAGUUCGGACAGCCGCAGCGUCAACGAUGAGGGCAGCAGUGACCCCAAAGACAUCGACCAGGACAAUCGCAGCACGUCCCCCAGCAUCCCCAGCCCCCAGGACAACGAGAGCGACUCGGACUCUUCGGCCCAGCAGCAGAUGCUGCAGGCCCAGCCCCCAGCCUUGCAGGGGGCACCCGGUGCGGCCCCUCCAGUGCCCUCCACCGCCCCUCCAGGAACCUCCCAGCUCCCCACACCAGGGCCCGCGCCCUGUGCCACUGCAGGCCCUCCACAGGGCUCCCCCUCGGCCUCCCAGCCCCCCGGCCAGCCGCAGGCCCCGGCGGUUCCUGCUCCCCAUGCUCAUAUCCAGCAGGCGCCCACCCUGCACCCACAGCGGCUGCCCUCACCACAUCCCCCGCUCCAGCCUCUGACCGUGCCAGCUGGCCAGACUGCCGCCCCACCUCACAGCCAGCCCCCACUGCAUAGUCAGGGCCCAGGUGGCCCUCACAGCCUCCAGGCCGGGCCCCUGCUGCAGCACCCAGGCCCCCCCCAGCCCUUCGGCCUCCCUCCCCAGGCCUCCCAGGCGUCAGCUCUCCCUCACGCCUCCUUGCAGCCCACAGCCUCGCAGUCAGCGCUGCAGCCCCAGCAGCCCCCACGGGAGCAGCCCCUGCCGCCAGCCCCCUUGGCCAUGCCCCACAUCAAGCCCCCCCCCACCACACCCAUCCCCCAGCUGCCGGCCCCCCAAGCCCACAAGCACCCGCCUCACCUCUCCGGGCCCUCGCCCUUCUCCAUGAAUGCCAACCUCCCACCCCCUCCAGCACUGAAGCCCCUGAGCUCCCUGUCCACACACCAUCCCCCUUCAGCCCAUCCCCCUCCCCUGCAGCUCAUGCCGCAGAGCCAGCCCCUGCCCUCCUCCCCUGCACAGCCCCCAGUGCUGACCCAGAGCCAGAGCCUGCCUCCUGCUGCUGCCACUCACCCCCCAGCGGGCCUCCACCAGGUGCCCCCCCAGCCCCCAUUUGCUCAGCACCCCUUUGUCCCUGGGGGACCUCCUCCCAUCACCCCUCCAACCUGCUCCUCCACCUCCACCCCACCUGCGGGACCUGGCCCCUCGGCCCAGGCACCCUGCUCUGCUGCUGUUCCCUCGGGCGGCAGUGUACCCGGGGGGACAGCGUGCCCGCUCCCCACGGUCCAGAUCAAGGAAGAGGCUCUGGAUGAUGCUGAGGAGCCUGAGAGCCCACCUCCCCCACCUAGGAGCCCGUCCCCCGAGCCCACUGUGGUGGACACCCCCAGCCAUGCCAGCCAGUCAGCCAGGUUCUACAAACAUCUGGACCGUGGUUACAACUCGUGUGCGCGGACAGACCUGUAUUUCAUGCCUCUGGCGGGAUCCAAACUGGCCAAGAAGAGGGAGGAGGCCAUCGAGAAGGCCAAACGGGAGGCUGAGCAGAAAGCACGAGAGGAGCGGGAGCGCGAGAAGGAGAAGGAGAAAGAGCGCGAGCGGGAACGAGAGCGGGAGCGGGAGGCAGAGAGAGCAGCCAAGGCGUCCAGCUCAGCCCACGAGGGCCGCCUCAGCGACCCCCAGCUCAGUGGUCCCGGCCACAUGCGGCCAUCCUUCGAGCCGCCACCAACCACCAUUGCCGCGGUGCCUCCAUACAUCGGGCCCGACACGCCUGCCCUUCGGACUCUGAGCGAGUACGCUCGGCCCCACGUCAUGUCACCCACCAACCGCAACCACCCCUUCUACAUGCCCCUCAACCCCACUGACCCCCUGCUGGCCUACCACAUGCCCGGCCUCUACAACGUGGACCCCACCAUCCGGGAGCGGGAGCUCCGGGAGCGGGAGCUCCGGGAGCGGGAGAUCCGGGAGCGGGAGCUACGGGAGAGGAUGAAGCCAGGCUUCGAGGUGAAGCCCCCGGAGCUGGACCCCCUGCACCCAGCCACCAACCCCAUGGAGCACUUCGCCCGGCACAGCGCCCUCACCAUCCCCCCCACUGCGGGCCCCCACCCUUUUGCUUCUUUCCACCCGGGCCUGAACCCCCUGGAGAGGGAGAGACUGGCCCUGGCGGGCCCCCAGCUGAGGCCCGAGAUGAGCUACCCUGAUAGACUGGCAGCCGAGCGGAUCCACGCCGAGCGCAUGGCAUCGCUGACCAGCGACCCUCUGGCCCGCCUGCAGAUGUUCAACGUGACUCCACACCAUCACCAGCACUCACACAUCCACUCGCACCUCCACCUCCACCAGCAGGACCCCCUCCACCAAGGUUCAGCAGGCCCAGUGCACCCACUGGUUGACCCCCUGACCGCUGGCCCUCACCUGGCUCGCUUUCCCUAUCCCCCUGGCACCCUCCCCAAUCCUCUGCUUGGACAGCCCCCCCAUGAGCACGAGAUGCUUCGUCAUCCAGUGUUUGGCACCCCCUACCCCCGAGACCUGCCUGGGGCCAUCCCACCCCCCAUGUCUGCAGCCCACCAGCUGCAGGCCAUGCAUGCGCAGUCAGCAGAGCUGCAGAGACUGGCCAUGGAACAGCAGUGGCUGCAUGGACACCCCCACAUGCAUGGUGGCCACCUACCAAGUCAGGAAGAUUAUUACAGUCGACUGAAGAAAGAAGGUGACAAGCAGUUAUAAGUUAUUUAUUUGUUAGCGCUGGCUGUGGAAACCCCAAUUCUUGGGGGGAGAAACAGGACUUUUUACAUACAAUAUGAGCUACAAAAGCAAAAAGAAUAUCUUCUAAAGAUUUCUUUAUAUAUUUAAAAACCCCACCACUAAAAAUGUUAUCAGCAUAAUAGUGUUUGUUUGUAGAGAGGAUUCCUUGAGACUGGUUUGGGUCUCCCUGCAUGACAGUCCCCCAGAAACUUAGUGUGUCCUGGACUGGACUGAACAUUCAGAAAACUUUCCCUGCAAUCUUGGGGUUUGGCUUUAGUUUUCUUUUCCUUCCUUGAUUUCUUGGUAGGUGCUAGAAUCCAGUUCACACCCUUCACUGUGCGUGCAGACACACUCAGUUACGUGUGUUCCAGAACCCACAAGGUUUGCAGAUAGGUGGCAUAUGAGUUUGGAAUCCAAGAGCUAUAAUUUUUAAAAAAACUUUUAUUUUAAUACAUUGUAGGAGAUCUUCAUAAUUUGAGAAAGUUCUGCAGCAUGGCUUUUUACGUCUGUAAAUAAAUAAUUUUAGAAUGGCAUUUUUUUUUUCUUCCACAAACUAUUCUGAUCUAUUUUUUCCAGCCAUGUCACUAAUUGUGAAUUCCUACCAGCUAUUGACAGAAUACAGAGUUGAUUUUUUAAUAAAAAGUUAUAUAUAAUUAUCCCUUUAAUUAAAGGGAGCAGAUGGGCGUUACUAAUUGCAAACGGGCAGAGGCUUGGGACGCGGUGCGGUCACAGCAGUGAGCAUCCAGGGGUCUGCAGGGAUGAUGUUACGGACCGUUUCUUUGUUUUGCUGCCUUGAUUUUCACUUCUGUCUGUUCCUAGCUUGUGCUUUGCCAGAGGUGCGGAUAUCUGUUAGAUGAAACUGUUUUUAUUUUGUCCCAGGAGUGCAAGAGUUAAAUUUCCACCUUGUUCUGUCUCUGCAGGAUAGAAAGCACAUGUUUCUGUGUGUCUGGUUGUAGAUUUCCUUCUAGAUUUCUAUGCACACACAUUUGGUUGUUUUGGAUGAACUGCCUUUUUAAAUACUCUGACAAUUUCAUAAACAUUCUGGAAAAUUCAAGAAAACACCAUUCCUUACAAAGAACUCAGCACACACACUUGCCAGAGGAAUUUGUUUUUUUAAAAAAAAAACAAAACAAAACUCUUUUGUGUGUGCCAUCAUUAGGAUCUUCCUGUGGGGAGGCCAGGUCCUCCUGGCCACGCAGCUGGAGGCCCCGGAGUUGGCAUGGUUGUGGGUGGCGGCCUGUGCAUCUCCCCCAGGAGCAGGUCCGUGCGUGGUGACCCACAUCGGCUGGGGACACCAUUUGAAUCCCACUGUUUCUCCUGGGAGUAGGAACGAGAGUCGCAGCCGCUGAUGUGGAAUGAGAAGGCAGGCUUUCUUGCACCUGGGAGCUGCCAGUCUGAGGGCUCCGGCUGUUACGCGGAGCGUCCACCUCUCCUUUCUGAGUUGCAGGCAUGGUGUGCUUUCUCCAGGGCGGAGGGCGGGGGACCUGGGGAUGUCUGCACCUGGGGAUCCGGCCUUCUGUCAGGGUGUGAUCUUUCCUGUUCCAUCCCCCCACCAGACUCGAGGGCCGCUUCUGCCAUUGUGUAUGGUAGUCCCUUCGGAGAGCUGCCAGAUGACGUGGCAGAGCGCACGAGGGUCGGUGGGUGUGGGGUGUGGCCAGGACUGGGGCUCAGUUGGGGACAGGACCAGAAGGCUGGCGCGCUGACCCAGAAGCCAGCAGGCAUUAGCUGAGAUUCAGGUUCUGGACUCAAACCUGCAUCAGGGGCAUUUCCAGUUUCUAUUAGAACUGUUUGGUUUCAGUUGGGACAGACAGGAUUGUUUUGUCUGCUGGGAAUGUUCUGGAAAUGUUUGUCGCUUUUCUCUUUCAUUUUCUCCUGUUCCAUUUCUGCCUUAACUUAGCUCCUUAGAGGGAGGCGAGCUCAAAGGAGCCCUGUGUCCCCACACUCAGGCCACAUGGGCAGGAGGCACUUGUUUCCUCUGGGGGCAGGGCUGGCCCUCCUGCAGCUCCUGCCUGAGGCCCCCACCUCCUCUGCAUCUCUGUUUUCCUUUUGGUGGAACACAGUGCCUGCCAUUCAGUUAGACCUUCUUGACCGCCUCUCUGUGUCAUCCGUUUUUCCAAAGAGGAGACAGAGUGAAGUACUUAGAAGUCUUUACUUGAAGACUGUCUGAAGGUGUUUUCUCGUUAGGUUUUGGUUUUCCCCCAUAUCCCAAGGUGAAGCACUGAGAUUCUUCCAUUUAAGGACCUACGACCUGAAACCCUCACCUGGUCAGCCACAGUUUGUUGAGGAGGCCCCAGACCUUCACAGUGUCUUUGAAGCCCGACCCCUUGGUUUCCUUUUGGAUUUUCCUUCCUUUUGUUUGAAGUUCGGUUUUGCUUUUCUGUGUUCUGUACGUAUCUUGUUGAAUGUUGUCCAGAGUGAGCUUCAUGUUCCACUGCGGCAGCAGAGUGUACAUCCUGAUUUGCUACGUUUAUAUAUAUCUUGAAGCUAAGUGUAUAUAUGAGUAGUUUGCCAUGAGAUAACACAGUGUAAACAGAGUAGACACCCAGAAAUCGUGACUUCUGUGUUCUCUCCAUUUGAGUAUUUUGUAAUUUUUUUGAAAGAUUUGUGGACAUAAAUAAAACCAAGCUACACUACAGCA
Molecule: messenger RNA, 8207 nt
Organism: Mirounga angustirostris (Northern elephant seal)
Lineage: Eukaryota; Metazoa; Chordata; Mammalia; Carnivora; Phocidae
Gene: RERE
Product: arginine-glutamic acid dipeptide repeats
Exons: 25
Coding region: 797-5551 (1584 amino acids)
Biological process (GO): regulation of DNA-templated transcription
Cellular component (GO): nucleus
Molecular function (GO): sequence-specific DNA binding; transcription corepressor activity; chromatin binding
Source: RefSeq, a predicted model, not a curated record